Marmota flaviventris (yellow-bellied marmot) is the source of this 4370-nucleotide messenger RNA. It is a transcript of the gene Abtb2, whose product is annotated as ankyrin repeat and BTB domain containing 2. Lineage: Eukaryota; Metazoa; Chordata; Mammalia; Rodentia; Sciuridae. The record is from RefSeq and is a predicted model, not a curated record. Gene Ontology annotation, molecular function: protein heterodimerization activity.
AUGGCCGGGACGUAUAGCUCCACACUGAAGACGCUGGAGGACUUGACCUUGGACUCCGGGUAUGGGGCCGGGGACUCGUGCCGCUCUCUCAGCCUUUCGUCCUCCAAGUCCAACUCUCAGGCGCUCAACUCUUCCGCGCAGCAGCACCGCGGGGCGGCCUGGUGGUGCUACUCCGGCUCUAUGAACAGCCGCCACAACAGCUGGGACACGGUGAACACGGUGCUGCCCGAGGAUCCAGAAGUGGCCGACCUCUUCUCGCGGUGCCCGCGGCUCCCAGAACUGGAGGAGUUCCCCUGGACCGAAGGAGACGUGGCCCGGGUGCUUCGCAAAGGCGCCGGAGGCCGGCGGCUGCCGGCGUUUUCCGCCGAGGCGGUGAGGCGCCUGGCCGGGCUGCUCCGCCGGGCUCUCAUCCGCGUGGCCAGGGAGGCACAACGCCUGAGCGUUCUGCACGCCAAGUGCACCCGCUUCGAGGUUCAGAGCGCUGUGCGCCUGGUGCACAGCUGGGCGCUGGCCGAAAGCUGUGCGCUGGCCGCGGUCAAGGCACUGUCCCUAUACAGCAUGAGCGCCGGCGACGGGCUGCGCCGGGGCAAGUCGGCGCGCUGCGGCCUCACCUUCUCCGUGGGCCGCUUCUUCCGCUGGAUGGUGGAUACUCGCAUCUCUGUGCGCAUUCACGAGUACGCGGCCAUCUCGCUUACCGCGUGCAUGGAGAAUCUGGUGGAGGAGAUUCGGGCUAGGGUGCUGGCCAGCCAGAGCCCCGAAGGCGGUGGGGCAGGUGGCGGGGAGGUGUCCGCUGAAGCCUUGGAAAUGGUCAUCAACAACGACGCUGAGCUCUGGGGUGUCUUGCAGCCCUAUGAGCAUCUCAUCUGCGGCAAGAACGCCAAUGGUGUCCUCUCCCUCCCCGCGUACUUCAGUCCCUACAAUGGAGGGUCCCUGGGCCACGAUGAGCGAGCCGAUGCCUAUGCCCAGCUGGAGCUCCGGACCCUGGAGCAGUCUCUCCUGGCCACCUGCGUGGGCAGCAUCUCGGAGCUGAGUGACCUGGUCUCUCGAGCCAUGCACCACAUGCAGGGGCGCCACCCCUUGUGUCCAGGCACCAGCCCCGCCCGCCAGGCCCGCCAGCCGCCGCAGCCCAUCACCUGGUCCCCGGAUGCCCUCCACACACUCUACUACUUCCUGCGGUGUCCACAGAUGGAGUCCAUGGAGAAUCCCAACCUGGAUCCCCCAAGAAUGACCCUGAACAAUGAACGGCCCUUCAUGCUGCUGCCACCGCUGAUGGAGUGGAUGCGCGUGGCCAUUACCUAUGCAGAGCACCGCCGCAGCCUCACGGUGGACAGCGGCGACAUCCGGCAGGCGGCCCGGCUCCUGCUGCCCGGCCUGGACUGCGAGCCCCGACAGCUCAAACCCGAGUGCAGUUUCAGUUCCUUCCGGAGGCUGGAUGCCCGAGCUGCUACUGAAAAAUUCAACCAGGACCUGGGUUUCCGCAUGCUCAACUGCGGGAGGACGGACCUCAUCAACCAGGCCAUCGAGGCCCUGGGGCCGGAUGGGGUGAACACCAUGGAUGACCAGGGUAUGACACCGCUGAUGUACGCAUGUGCUGCGGGGGACGAGGCCAUGGUACAGAUGCUCAUUGAUGCUGGGGCAAAUCUGGAUGUCCAGGUUCCAAGCAACUCUCCCAGGCACCCCUCCAUCCACCCUGAUAGCAGGCACUGGACCUCCCUGACAUUUGCCGUGCUGCAUGGACACAUCUCUGUAGUCCAGCUGCUGCUGGAUGCUGGUGCCCAUGUGGAGGGCUCAGCAGUGAACAGUGGUGAGGACAGCUAUGCGGAGACACCCCUGCAGCUGGCCUCUGCGGCUGGGAACUACGAACUGGUCAGCUUGCUGCUGGGCCGAGGCGCCGACCCCCUCCUCAGCAUGCUCGAGGCCAAUGGCAUGGCGUCCUCCCUCCACGAGGACAUGAACUGCUUCAGCCACUCAGCCGCCCAUGGCCACAGGAAUGUCCUGAGGAAGCUCCUGACUCAGCCACAACAGGCCAAAGCAGAUGUGCUGUCCCUGGAGGAGAUCCUGGCUGAAGGCGUGGAGGAAAGUGACACCUCGAGCCAGGGCAGCGGCAGCGAGGGGCCCAUGCGGCUGAGCCGAACACGCACGAAGGCCCUGCAGGAGGCCAUGUACUACAGCGCUGAGCACGGCUACGUGGACAUCACCAUGGAGCUGAGGGCACUGGGUGUCCCCUGGAAGCUGCACAUCUGGAUCGAGUCUCUGCGGACCUCCUUCUCCCAGUCGAGGUACUCGGUGGUGCAGAGCCUGCUGCGGGACUUCAGCUCCAUCAAGGAGGAGGAAUACAAUGAGGAGCUGGUGACCGAGGGUUUGCAGCUCAUGUUUGACAUCCUCAAGACCAGCAAGAAUGACUCAGUCAUCCAGCAGCUGGCCACCAUCUUCACACACUGCUACGGCAGCAGCCCCAUCCCCAGCAUCCCAGAGAUCCGGAAGACCCUGCCAGCCAGGCUAGACCCUCACUUUCUGAACAACAAGGAGAUGUCAGAUGUGACCUUCCUGGUAGAAGGAAAGCUGUUUUAUGCACACAAAGUCCUGCUGGUGACAGCUUCCAACAGGUUCAAGACACUAAUGACCAAUAGAUCAGAACAAGAUGGGGACAGCAGCAAGACCAUCGAGAUCAGCGACAUGAAGUACCACAUUUUUCAGAUGAUGAUGCAGUACCUGUACUACGGAGGGACAGAGUCCAUGGAAAUCCCCACUGCUGACAUCUUGGAGCUGCUGUCUGCUGCCAGCCUGUUCCAGCUGGACGCCCUGCAGAGGCACUGCGAGAUCCUGUGCUCACAGACCCUCAGUGUGGAGAGCGCUGUGAACACCUACAAAUAUGCCAAGAUCCACAAUGCCCCAGAACUGGCCCUGUUCUGCGAGGGCUUCUUCCUCAAGCACAUGAAAGCCCUGCUGGAGCAGGACGCCUUCCGGCAGCUCAUCUACGGCCGCAGCAGCAAAGUGCAGGGCCUGGACCCGCUGCAGGACCUGCAGAGCACGCUGGCCGAGCGUGUGCACUCUGUCUACGUCACUUCCCGAGUGUGAGGCAGAAGCGGGAACAGCUGGCCCACACCAUGGGGGUACAUAAAGGUGCCAGGAACAGAACCACCAGGGCCCUGAAGAGGAGACAUAGGCGCUCAUGGGGCUGUUCCCUUCCUUCCCCCAGACACCCACCCUGGUGUUGAUAGAUCCUGGGUAGGCAGAUGGCCCUGAGCCAACCCAUCAUGCUAGGCAGCCUCAACCCUGAGCUAAUGGAUUCAACAGCCAGUGACUGGCAAAGGGGCGUAUGGCACUUCUCUGUACAUUUUUACCUUAAGGACUUCCCAGCACCCCCACCGCAUGCCCUUUCCCCUCAGAUGGUCAGACCUGCUCCUGAACUUAUCCCUGCUCCAAGCUGUACCUGCCCCUGGGCCUCACUGAGCUCUGACCAUCGAAGCUGGGGCUCUUGGGACGGUGGGCAUACUAAUGAAUGUAUAGAAUGUAACCUCUGAGCCCAGACCAUUCGGUGCAAAAGCUGGUAUUUUCCUAAGUGUCCAGAGGAAAGGCCGCCCAAAUUCCCGCACCUGUCCUUCAGGCUGUGCCUUUGAAAGGCUUGGCAGGGGCCUGCUUUGAGUCUUCCAUUUUCUCUGGAGCCUGGGCCGACAGAGACCCUCUUUUUAGGACUGCUAACUUGCAAUUCCAGCUGAUGGCUUCUGAGGCCAGGGUGCUGGCAGAGCUCAGUGGCCUUAGCUAUGGCUGCUGUUGUUAGGGUCCAAAGUAAAGGGGGGAUUCUGGAACCUCAGGCCUAGACCUAGGCUACCUGUUGGCUCAGGCGGCAGCACCUACUCGUCCUCCCUGGCCGAGUCUCUCAAAUGAAAGGUUUCUUUAACUCAGGACUAGAGAGAGGGCCCACUUCUCAUUGUGGCUCUUGGGCAAAAAGGACAGGGCAGUGGUGGAAGGGCUGGGAGAAGAGGCCCUUCAGCAGGGUACCCCCACAACUUCCCAGUCUUUGGGCUCUCCUGGGGUAGAGAGAGACCAAAAACUGGCCUGUUUAUUAUGGACCAGACAUUGGGGCAACGUCAAAGACAGCUUGCUCUAGGUGGAGCCUGGCUGCACCUUAGAAACUAUUUAUUCAUCAAAAGCCCCAGGCAUUUUCAGGAGAUGUCACUUGCUCAGCCUGAAAAGCCCCUGGGGCUUGCAAUCCUAGAAAAUAUUUUCAACUAGCUGCUUGAGCUGGAUGUACAAAGGAAUAGGUGUUAUUUUAUUGCUGUAAUAUUGUAUGAUACAGUAACUGUAUAUUAAUGUCACUUAUUGUAAAUGUACCAUGGUUUUAUUAACAAUAAACUCAUUAACAGUAA